Molecule: messenger RNA, 324 nt
Organism: Lactuca virosa
Lineage: Eukaryota; Viridiplantae; Streptophyta; Magnoliopsida; Asterales; Asteraceae
Source: the annotation of a GenBank genome assembly
AUGUCGGGUGUUUGGGUGUUCAAGAAUGGUGUUGUUAGGCUAGUGGAGAACCCAGGUGCUGAUGCCUUGCAAGGUGCAACUCGUGGCAAGGUGCUGGUGCACCUACCCACGAACCAAGUGGUCACUUCAUACGAGGUUCUUGAACGAAUGCUAACAUCUAUGGGCUGGGAAAGGUACUAUAAUGAUCCUGACCUUCUUCAGUUUCAUAAAAGAACGACAAUUCACCUCAUAUCUCUCCCAAAAGACUUCAAUAAGCUCAAGUCAAUGCACAUGUAUGAUAUCGUCAUCAAGAAUCGCAAUGUCUUUGAAGUAAGAGACACCUAA